AUGCCCACAGGCCUGGCCCCCGGGGGACGGCGAGGCCCGGCACUGGCGGCAGAAGGAGAGCGCUGCGGGGGCCGGGGCUGCGCUGGGCCGCGCGGACGGGAGCUCUGCCGGCAGCUGUAGGACGCUCCGGGGCCCCGGGAGGCCCUGGCCCGGCUCCGCGAGCUCUGCCGGCUGUGGCUGCAGCCAGAACGCUACACGAAGGAGCAGAUCCUAGACGGGGAGCAGGCGGUCGCUGCGCUGGCGGAUCUGGAGAGGGAGCUCGAUGAACCCCCGGAGCAGGUCUGAGCCCAGUCAGAAAGACAGGACACACCCCUGGACAAGUUGGCCCCCUCGGGAAGGCCAGGGGAGUCAGGGGCUGCCCCAUUCUCCCCCAGGAAGACUCGGCAGGAGCCCCAGGGGAACGGUGAUAAAACCGGGACUGAGAAUGAAGAGUUGUCCCAGAAGGAAGAUAUACCCAAGAACAUGGAAUUGGGGAAGGCAAAUAACAGAGUGAACAAACACGUUCAACAUCCCAAAUCCAAAGGUGCUUCUGGUGAGGGCAGAGUAGAGCAGCGACAGAGGGAAAGGAGACACUAUGAAUGUGACGACUGUGGGAAAAGUUUCAGUCGCAGCUCAGCCCUUAGUAAGCACAGGAGAACUCACACUGGAGAGAAGCCGUACAGACGUGAGGAAUGUGGGAAAACCUUCAAUCAGCGUUCACACCUCAUCGGACAUCACAGAGUACACACUGGGGUGAAGCCCUAUGAAUGUGAAGAAUGUGGGAAAGAUUUUAGUGGAUGCUCAGGUCUUACUCAGCAUCGGAGAAUCCACACAGGUGAAAAGCCGAGAAUGCAUGCGUGCGGGAGACCCUUCUGGGUAAGUUCAGCCCUUACUAGACAUCAAAGAAUUCAUGCAGCAAAAAAACUACUGAGAAGGGGUAACAGCAGCUCCUUAGCUGCUCAGGUCUAAUUUGAGACCUUACGAGUAUCCUGAGUGUAGUCAAAGCUUCGAUCAUCAAUAGAAAUUUCCCUGGCACCACAGAAUCCGGCAAGGGCAUUGCAGGUUUUUUCUGUGAAGAGCUGAUGGUGGAGCGGACCCACCGCUUAGGUAUUAGGUUGAAAUAGAUGAAAACUGCUUUUGAAAUUAAUAACUACAACAGUACUAUUUCUUUACCAUCAUUAUUGAUGUAAUGACCUAAUUACCUAAAUAUUCCUUUUUUUUAUCUGCAGUAGGGGGACAUAACCAUGUCGUGCCAUUUUUUUUUUCUCUGCCAAUGAUUAAAAAACAGGAAACCAUGAGAAAAGUCGGCAGGCUAAAGACAACAAAAUGGGAAGGAAAGCAGCAAGUGAGGAGCAGGGGCUGCUGGCACAGGGCGGCCAGGGGUGUAAUGAGUGUGUUAGGAACCCUGGACUUCAGAUAAGUUACUUCUCUUCUGAGUAUAAACCAGCGAUUUUCAACCAAUGUGCCACAAGAAUUUUGAAAACAUGCAAUACCUUACUAUUUAG
This is a messenger RNA of Pteronotus mesoamericanus, 1484 nucleotides long. RefSeq names its product zinc finger and SCAN domain containing 16 (gene ZSCAN16). Gene Ontology annotation, biological process: regulation of transcription by RNA polymerase II. Lineage: Eukaryota; Metazoa; Chordata; Mammalia; Chiroptera; Mormoopidae. The record is from RefSeq and is a predicted model, not a curated record. Gene Ontology annotation, molecular function: DNA-binding transcription factor activity, RNA polymerase II-specific; RNA polymerase II cis-regulatory region sequence-specific DNA binding.